GGAUGAUGAUUCGGAGUCUCGGAGAGCGACAAAGGUUUUUAGAGUGUGUUGGGAACUAAGUUGUCGAUGUUGAAUUGUAUGCAUGCGAGCAAGGAAUUAAAUUGCUUGUACAGUAUCGCCCUCUACCGUCAUGGGAUUACUGCGCAGAGGGUGGGUGGCACUUUAGGUGGGACAGCAUAGACUCUUAGGUUGCAGGGUUUUGAACUAUCUCUUAUUCUUGGAGAGUAACGAAAUAGGAUUUUACGAAUUCACGAGGUUUUGUCCUUUGUCUCUUGAUUUUGCUUAUAAGCAUCCCUAGGGAUAAGCAGGGAGCCAUCUGCGCUGUAUACCAAACAGAUGCAGAUGCAGGGGAGAUUCACAGCCUCCAAAUCGAUCGGAAUGAACCUCCUGAAGCUGACAUUAGCCUGGCAGACUAGAGACACAGGGAGACAUGCGACCUCGAUUGCACAAGUGUUCGCAAGGUAGUGCAGUCAAGUUCGAAUAUUCCAACUCACUAAAGAUCUAGUCCUGACCAAGUAUCGGAGGUGCUUGGUGCCUGAGUGGUUUUUCUAUUAAUAAGGAUUCCUUCCACUUCGGCUUCAACUCCCAUUGAGCUACAACAAUUUCUGUCCUUGCUCGCCGUGUUGGACAGUGCGUUGCGUUUAGCGUGCACGCAGUGAAGUAUUCUCUGUAAGUAUUGUGGAAUGUUUCUGUGCUCACAUGUUGGGGGGAUAUCAGUUGUUUCUCAUGACACUUGAACCUCUGUGCCGGGACUCGCAUGCGGUACUCACUAUGCUUAUUUGAUGAUCCAUUCUGAGCGGAGUGUUGUGAUGCUGGAGGCUUCAUGGGUUGAAUUUGACCAUACGAGCAUGUUGUUUCCCUCUCUUCAGACAGCAGCCGAGGAGACCAGUUAGUAUUGGGUGAGAGGAUUCUUUCAAGCUCCAGGAUAAUACCGAUUGGGUUCCAGUUGUGUCACCUGCUUUUGUCUUAGAAGUGCUCCACAUGUAAGCUUACGAUGUGCCAUGGUGAAGUUGAUUGCUUUCAUGGAAGCGCUGUUGCCAAACUUUUUCCGAGUCACUUAAUGUCAAACUUAUUUUCACUCUACAAGUAGCCGUUAGAGAAUUUGUAUUAUUUCCUUAGAUUAGGGUACCCAGGUGUACGACCAGUUUGGUGAGUGCUUUGAAUUCCCGUUAGCAAUUUGUCUGGAGGACUGUCGCUUGGGAUGGCGUUCGAGGAAUCUGUACCCGAGACGGGAUCUUGGGAUUUCAGGGAAAUUUGGUUGAGGGAUGAGUCCGACGAUCCAAAGAGCAGAACCUACUGUGUAGACUAUCAUGUAGGUUGCAUGGAACAACCAUCUAUAGUACGACUGGUGGAGCGUGUAAAUCAGAUGCAUCCCAGCCUGGAUACCGAGUGUGCCGAACUGCAAACUCAUGCUGCGAACGCCCUUAAAGCAGAGGUGGAAAGAGAUUGGGAAUCCUCGUUCCAAGAGUACACAAAAUUUAUAGAAGUUCUUGGCAGAGUCGGGUAUGAUGAGUUUGGGACAAAGUCGUUUCGCCUUUAUGCGGAUUACGUGUGGGUAGAAGCCUGGGCAGCCAUACCGUUGGCUUUGCACAAUCAAAUCAGGCUCGGAAAUUACGACUUGGCUGUAAAAGUUUUUGGACAUCUACGAGCAUCGCGGAACGAUGUGAUGAGUGAACGACUCCCAAUGAAUGCUUAUGCAAGCAUAGACCAACACAUCAGAGUUAUUGAUUGGGAGACGAGCUACAUGCUCAAAGGACGCGGCCAAGAGGGGCUGGCGCAGAUUCUCGCGGAGCGUGCUGUUCGGGACUUUCGGCCCCGCUGGUAUCUACAUGAUGAAAUUCCUGCGGAGGCAACUUUGUGUCACCUGCUUGGCAACCAACACCGCAAGUUUGGGCAGUACGAAACGGCAAUGAAAUGGCGAUCCGAACUGCGAAAAUGGGUGGAGUGCAAUGAGUUAUCGGUGGAUGCUGAAGUGGAAAUUACAUUAAGCGAUGCUUUUCUGCUAUGCGACAUGGAUGAUUUCUCGGCCGCUUCCCACGAGCUCCUCAAGUUGAAGCAGAGGAUCAGUGAUGCGGACAUGGACAACGUGCACCUGAGAAGAGUGUUGCAUGUGGAUAACGCCUGGUGGCAGUGCCGGAGGCACCUGGCUCUCCAGCAGGGUCUCCAGGAUUCCGAGCCGCCCGCGCAUUCGGGUAGGUUCAAUAAGGCAGAUUAUGUAACGACUGCAAUCUCACUCUGCAGUGCAACGUAUGCGCGAAGUAAUGGAUUUAAAUUCACGAGGUUUAUGCAGGUGGUGUCGAAGUGUAUGAGCUGCAUAGAUGAUUUCCCAGAUUCUGUCCGUAUGAUUGAAAACAUAUUUACUGUUACAAGCAAGGCGAGCUCCACUUCGAGUUCACAGGUACAUAUAACAGAUUUUUACUUCGACAUCCCAACUGGUCAAACAAGAAUUGGUGACACAUUACUUCAUGAAGCGUUUGCCCAUGUGCAAACAAUAUUUAAUGGCACACUCGUUGAUGCAGCUUCAGCCCGUGUGCUGCCAGAGGAUUUUGGUAUACAGCUAGAAAAUUCUGGUAUACAGCUAGAAAAAUUACGGCAAUCUGCAACUAUGGGACUCCGAGCGGAGUCAUAUAAUGUUUGGCAUCUAGCUUUUUUCUUUUAUCGAAAUUUUCUAGAAGCACUUGUCUCUCGCUGUGACUUGCCUCCGCCUGGCAGCUAUUUGCGGCAUGCCUAUCAAACACUAUUUAUAUGGGCUGCACUCCCUUACGCACUGAUCUACCACACACAGCUCAAGGACUACGAGCAUUCUAUCUGGUUAUUGCGAAUCAUUCAACUGGUUAUGGAUGGUAUUGUCUCUGGCCCUUGGCUCGGGGGUUUUGUUCCUGGCGUUACAAAGGCAGCCUAUGUAGCCGUGGAGUUGCAGGUGAGGAUGGCUGCGUGGGAAUGGAGUUGCGCCCUUAUUGAGGAGGGGAUGGUGGAUAAGUCGGAUAUGCUUGGGAAGAUGGCAACAAGAAACUUCCCAAAUCAGUUUCUGGUUCUACCACCUGAAUUAGGCAUGGAUGACGAGGACCGUGCCGAGGUUUCGUUGUGUGAAUUAUUGCACAAUUUAUAUUACGAUGUAGGGGACUGUGAGGAAGCCGGAGCUUGGGAAGCCAAGAUUUCUGACUACAUGUAUCGGUUUCUUGGUAUGCCGAUGUCCGAACCUCAUUGGCAAAGAGUUGCUGGUCGCGUGCUCCUUAUCGACCCAGACACACCAGCAUAUCCUCGAAUCACUCAUGUUCCAACAUGUAUCAGAUUUGCGAAUCCUCCUCCCCGCUCAAGCGGGUCGUCAACACCAGAACGGAUGUUCAACGCCAAUCCAAACAACAGUCUUAUAUUUUGACGCCUCUGUACAAUGGCUACCAACUUGCAUGGAUACUGCAGUUGUCUCAAAAGAAAGACUUGUUUAUGUGAUCAUCCUUGGAAAGCGAAGGAAAAAGUCGGACUACGAGUACCAUCACGGUGGUAUCGAAUUUGCAUCCGCAUGUCCUGCCCAUCUGUUCUCACUGGCGCAGCCUGUCAACUUGACGAGUCGUUCCAGUGCUAGUACGUGAAAUUUGAUACUAUUACACGAUGUACUGGAUCAACCAUAGCAGUCUAAUAGCAAUUCAUUGAUCAUGUGGUGAUUGCACCUUUGACAACGUGGCCCCGCACUUGAUCGCCGUCGCCGACAGCCUGAAGUUCGCCUGGCGACCCCUAUUCAUUACUGCAUGUUCAAUCGAUUAAGAAUCGACCAAGAGAUCAAAGUACUACGAUCAACUUCUUUGGAAGCUGUUUGCGUAUAACUUCUAGCACUUGAGGUCGUACUUGACAUCAAGUCAAGCACGGGAUUUACAAGAAGCAUUCGUUACACUUCCAUCUCUUCUUUCGGAAAGAAUCGCCUUGUAGUUAAGUCCCAAACUCUAUUCAAAUGAGUCUUGUCUUUUCUCUGCUCUGUCACCAGUGUAGAAUCUAGAUGAGAUUGUGUGAUAGCAUGCUUAUCGAAGGCGUCGGAUGAGAGCUCAGACGGGCCGGAGUGUAUCAUGUUGGACAGUAGUCAUUUGUAUUGUAUGCUUAAAGUAAUUCAAUGUGUAUAUCAUAUUGGAUGAAAGCACGAUGUGGGUACUAAAAAGUCAUGACUUCUACAGAAUGACUACAUGUAAUUCAAUUUAUGUAUACUUCACAUUUCGCCUUUAAUACCAUGUAUGCAACUUCAGCCA
This is a messenger RNA of Physcomitrium patens, 4235 nucleotides long. RefSeq lists its product as uncharacterized. Lineage: Eukaryota; Viridiplantae; Streptophyta; Bryopsida; Funariales; Funariaceae. The record is from RefSeq and is a predicted model, not a curated record.